Molecule: messenger RNA, 2667 nt
Organism: Brettanomyces bruxellensis
Lineage: Eukaryota; Fungi; Ascomycota; Pichiomycetes; Pichiales; Pichiaceae
Exons: 1
Coding region: 1-2667 (888 amino acids)
Cellular component (GO): vacuolar transporter chaperone complex; fungal-type vacuole membrane
Source: RefSeq, a predicted model, not a curated record
AUGCUGUUUGGCGUGAAAUUACAGAACGAAAUAUAUCCUCCUUGGAAGGAUUACUAUAUCGAUUAUGAAGGUUUGAAGAAGUUAUUGAAGGAGAAUGUAGUUUCUAGAGGAAAUGAGGACUGGACAGAAAGAGAUGAAAAGACAUUUGCUGCAGAAUUAGACAGGGAACUAGAAAAGGUGUACACCUUUCAGGUUUCAAAGUAUAAGGAAUUAGAAACCGAAAUUUCCAAAUUGGAACUUUUGACAGAACACUACUUAGAGAGUCUUUCAAGAGGAAAACCAGAUUCAUUUGACUCUCAAUCAUUUCAAACGAAACUUGAAGAGCUUCUUUCAGAAACAAAUGAGUUGGAUCAUUUUGCCCGUUUGAAUUUUACGGGUUUCAACAAAAUUGUGAAAAAGCAUGACAACUUGAGGAGUGGCUAUUCUGUGAAGGCAUUACUUAAUGUGAGAAUGCGGUCACUACCUUUGAAUAAUAUCAGUGAGGAUACUUCCCCAUAUUUGUACAGAAUUUCUGUGUUAUAUGCUUUCUUGAGGAACCAGAAUCCGGGAGAUAAGAAAUUGUCAUCCUCACUUUCAUCUUCCAUUCGGAAGUUGUCUACAUCCGGAAAAUUAUCUUCUACACCAAGUGCUACCGCUGAGGGUGAAGAACACUUUAAAGCAUUAAAAUUCUGGGUGCAUUCUGACAACUUGAUGGAAGUAAAGACAGCUAUCCUAAGACACCUUCCUAUGAUGGUUUAUGGCGAUCGGUCUGGUUCAGAGGAUGACGAUGAGUAUGUUUCCGAUCCUAUAAUAACCGCUUUAUACUUUGAUGAUCGAAAUUUUGAUUUAUACAAUCAGAAACUUUUAAAGCAGAAAUCUGAGGCUCCUUCUUUACGUAUUCGUUGGACCGGAAAAUUGCGGGAUCGUAAUGAAGUCACGAUCGAGAAGAAGACAUUUAAUUAUGAGACCGGUGACGAACAAAACGUCCGAUUGAAUUUGAAGCCAAAAUAUGUCAACGAUUUCAUAUUCGCGAGUAAGAACAAAUCUGAAAUUGGUGGUAAUACUAUUGAUGACAAUAAUAGCGAUACCGCAAGUGGCAAAGUUGCAGAUCUUUAUGAGGACUUAGGAUAUAAAAGCAAUAGAAGAGCUCCACUUACUCUUCAGCGAUACAUCAGACGUCUUGAAAAGCGGGGUCUACGAAAAGCAGCAAUUGACAAGUACGCAAGAAGUUUUAAUGAUCUACAGGAAUUCAUUUCCAAAAACGAUCUCCAACCUUGUAUGCGUUCUAUGUACACUCGUACUGCUUUUCAGAUGCCAGGUGACGAUAGACUAAAGAUUACUAUUGAUUCCGAUAUUCUCUUUAUUAGAGAAGAUGCCUUUGAUUCGGAAAGACCUGUUAGAAAUCCAGAUGAGUGGCAUAGGGCAGACAUUGAUUCAAACGUUAAGAAUCCUUUUACUAUGCUAAGAAAGGGUGAGUACUAUAAGUUUCCGUAUUCUGCAAUGGAAAUUAAAAUUGCAUCGUCAAUAAUCAAUAACCCUAAUUCAAAAACAAUGCAUUGGGUUAAAGACUUGGCGAACGGCCAUCUUGCAAAAGAGGUUCCAAACUUUUCCAAAUUUAUUCAAGGUAUUUCAUCGCUAUUUUUGGAGGAUGAUAACUUGGAGAUACUUCCAUUCUGGUUACCUGAAUUGGACAGCGAUAUCAGAAGAAAUCCAGAGCAGGCAUACAAUGACUCUAAGAGUAAACAGAUCAAGCAGCAGCAGCAGUCAGAUGUCCUUAAGCAGUUACGUAGAAAUUCAGUGGAUGCUAGGCCACCCAUUGCGAAGAACAAAACAUCACAUAUGGAUCAAAUAUUAGAGGAAGGCGAGGAUUUAGAUGUUGACGAUUCAUCGGAUGAGGACUCGUCAAUCCCUUCAGGAACGACAAGCUCUGGCGGCAAUAAUCAAGAAAGGAGACUGGAAGCUGUUUUGAAUGUCAAACAACACGCUGACGAAGGUAUUCAUGCACCUCUUCCACGUAUGACAAAUGAAUACGAUGGUGAACAGAAGCAUCCGAUGAAGCUUGCUUCGAGCAAAGAUUUUCAACAGAGAAAGAACUUUAAAGAAACAUUCAUGCCUGUUUUCACCAAGAGUUCGAAACUUGAUGAAUAUGAAUCAGAAGAUGAAGAGAUUAAUCUGCCUUCUGGUGUGGUUAAACCAAAACGGUUAAUCAGGCAAUCGGGUCCUAUCAAGGUAGAGGCGAAGGUUUGGCUUGCAAACGAGAGAACGUUUGUUAGAUGGUUACAUGUGACAUCCUUACUUACCGUUUUGACAUUCACAAUUUUCUCUUCCAUUCAGUCAACUCACUUUCCAGAAUUGGCAACUGCCACUGCAUACAUAUAUUUUGUCUUAACACUGUUUUCUGGUGCAUGGGCAUAUGCGAUCUACUCAAAAAGAUUGGAAUUAAUUAAGCUGAGAUCUGGUAGGCACUUAGAUGGUAUGCUUGGACCACUUGUUUUAGCUGGCGUUUUAGUGGUGUCCUUAUGCAUAGAAUACUAUGCUGGUGUUAAGAGAUAUGCUGAAGCAAAUAACUUGUUUGCAAUUGAUGAUAUAACUGGCGAGUUUAUUUUGGAUCAACCAGGUAUGAAUGUUACAGAGCUUCAUCCAAUUCUUCAGUGGACUCUACGCAAGAUGACCAAUAUAGUCAAUUAA